Messenger RNA from Arachis ipaensis, 630 nucleotides. NCBI's taxonomy places the organism in Eukaryota, Viridiplantae, Streptophyta, Magnoliopsida, Fabales, Fabaceae. The record is from RefSeq and is a predicted model, not a curated record.
AUGAAAGAUGGGAGGCAUAACAAUGCAGCUUGUCCUGACUGCAACGGUAGUUUCGUUGAGGAGAUCAAGCCUCCGCCAGUCUCCGUCAACCUUGACUCCCACCGCUGCAAAUUUCCUACAGCAGCCAUGUACAUGAUUGACCAGCGCCCCAACUCCUCCUCUGAACAAAACAACAACGUCAUAAAUCACAACAACAACUCUACCAUCAACCGCCAUGCCCUCCGAUGGACCCGCCGCAACGGCGGUAACCGCUCCCCUUUCAACCCCGUCAUCGUCCUCUGUGGUGGCAACGUAUCCUCUGAGUCUCACAAAAACAACAACGGCAGCAGAGGGGAGGUACGCAGGUUCGAUGACGACGACAACGGUUUGGGCCUGAGAUCCUUGCCGACAUGCAUGUUGGAGUUUUUGCUGGGAUCCGGGUUUGAUCGUCUUCUAGAACAGCUAUCUCAGAUCAAGAUCAACUGUAUAGAGUGUUAUGAGCACCCUUCGGCUUCAAAGCCGCCAUUGAUUCCUUACCGACAAUCGAAAUCGAUGAGAAGUACUUGGAUUUGGAAUCUCACUAUACAGUUUGCAAAGAGGUUUUUGAGAUGGGAACUUCAGGGGCACUCAGUUGCGUUGACCAAUGAUUAG